GAAAAAACUAUUAACAAAAGGGGUAGCAGAAGGUGGAGAAACAAGUAUUAAGCCCUUAAAAGGCAAUUGAAACAUGGUUAGCACCAAUCUAGUGGUGCCCGUUGUGCUGUGGGGGCCAUCGGCCCCCACUCAUUGUGUCUCCAGUGUAUAUUUGUCUGAAGAUCAAACCACAUUGGCAACUGGCUGUUAUGACGGGCAAAUAUGUUUGUGGCACGUCGAACCGGGUACAUUGAAAAUGUCACCCCGCUGCCUUUUGGUGGGCCACACAGCACCCGUCCUGUGCUUGGUACGAGCAUCCAUUAUGCCAGACAGUAAUUUCCUGGUCAGCUCGUCGGAAAAUGGUGAAAUGUGUACAUGGGAUAUGACCGAUGGGAAAUGCAUGGAAUCGGUGAAGUUACCUCAGGUUCAUACACAAAUCCAAAGCUAUCACACAGCGAACAGUGCUGAUCUACAUCUCUUCUGUAUUGGCUAUUAUCCCGAAAUUAUGGUAAUGGAUCCUAUCAGCCUUGAGGUGAUCUAUACGCUCAGUUCGAAAGUUAAGCCCGAUUGGAUAUCGGCAUUGCAUGUAUUGAGACCAAUGCGUCGUAAAGAUGAUGUGGUGCUGGCCAUUACAACGACAGGAACCGUCAAGGUAUGGACGCUGGUUGGCAAUGAAAAUAAACACGCCGAGCCGAUCUAUGAAAAUGAAUCGAAGGAGAUACGCUGUCUGAAUGCCAUCACGAUGAAUUGUUGUUCCCAAAAUCAGAGAACGGUGCUGAUCGUGUGCACCAAAUAUUGGCAGAUCUAUGAUGCCGGUGAUUUUACAGUACUUUGCUCGGUCAUUGCACCUACACGUGAACGGUGGCAGGGUGGUGAUUUCAUAAGUUCGGAUCGUGUAAUGCUUUGGACCGACGAGGGCAAAGGUUAUCUGUAUAAAUUACCCGCAAAUUGUAUACCUGACAAUAAGGAGUUCCAUUCGAAGAGUGUGGUGCGUGAUGCUCCCUAUCUGUAUUAUGUGUUGCAGCAUCCGGGCGACAAAGUGUUAUCCUGUCCACCGGCCAUGAAACUGAUACGCAGCGAACCCGAGGGCAAACCCACAUCUCACUGUCUGCUGCGUGGUGAUUCGGAGGGAUUUAUUUCGGUGUGGACUGUGCCUGAUGUUCCUCUUGAUAAUAUAAGUAUUUUGCAAGCAAAACAAAUGCCUCCGCGUACAUUGAAGCCGUCGGUUUGUACGUCUCUAAUAGAGGCCUGGUCCCUGAUGGAUCCUCCUCCCGUGGGCAUUCUCGAUCAAUUGGCCCGUAUCACCGAUCAUCCGGUGAAAUUAACAUCCAGCAUUUAUUUGCCCCAACAAAGUCGUCUGGUUAUUGGGCGGGAAGAUGGCUCCAUUGUCAUUGUGCCCGCCACCCAAACUGUCAUGAUGCAGCUGUUGGUGGGCAUUAAACAGAAUUUCAGCGAAUGGCCUUCCCAUCAGAUUUUGUACGGCCAUCGAGGCCGCGUUAAUUGCUUACUAUGCCCCUCCCUGGUCCAUCCCCGCUACGAGAAGUCUCUGCUGCUGUCGGGAGGUGUGGACUUUGCCGUCUGUCUUUGGGAUCUGUACAGUGGCAGCCUAUUGCAUCGCUUUUGUGUACAUGCGGGAGAAAUCACACAGCUAUUGGUGCCCCCUGAAACGUGCAGUCCUCGUAUUUUGAAAUGCAUUUGCUCGGUGGCCUCCGAUCACUCGGUCACCUUGCUCAGCUUGCAGGAACGCAAAUGCAUUACACUAGCCAGUCGCCAUUUGUUUCCAGUGGUAACCAUCAAAUGGCGACCAUUGGACGAUUUCCUCAUAGUUGGCUGCUCGGAUGGUUCGGUAUAUGUUUGGCAAAUGGAAACUGGCCACUUGGAUCGCGUUUUGCACGGCAUGCUAGCCGAGGAGGUAUUGGCGGUGUGUGACGAGCAGAAUGCCGACGAGUCUGGCUGCGGUUCACAUACCUCCAAUACAGAGGGUUUGGCCAAUCCGGCUGUACACUUUUUCCGAGGUCUCAAGUCACGCAAUAUGAACGCCAUUCGGCAUGCAACUCAGCGCGGCAUUACUCAAUGGCAGCAACUCCACGGUCACAAUCAGGGUAAUUUUGAUUUCCUCAUGAAACAUCGCAGCAAUCCGCUAAUAAUCCAGGGUCUGCGUACCAAUCCCAAGGAUGCAGAAAGUCACAUUUUGUUCUUCGAUAUCGAGGGUUUGAUUUUUGAGCUGCACAGUGAAGAAUACGCCAAAAUGACCCCAACCGAGUUGGAAGCUUUGGGUGUAAUUAUAAACAACCCUAAAGACAAGGCCCUGCAUGUGGAGGCCUCAAAGAAGAUCAGCGAUUUCUUUGGAAAGGUAAAGAAUAAAGCUGGCGAUAUGGAGAAGAUGUUGAAGGACAAAGACAAACACGGGCUGGUACAGAAAUUCAAAGAGAAAACCGAAAUUGUGGAAAAGAAAGUCCAGGCGAAGGUCCAGGAAAGCAUACAAAAGGUACUCGAACCACAAGACACCCCCGAUGAUGGCUCCACUGAUUUGAAAUCGAAAAUGGCCUCAAAAAUGGAAGUUACCCAUGUCAUGGAAGUGGCCCAACUGCUGUUGUCGCUGCUGCACUCUUGGGGAUUGGAUCCCCAUUUGGAUAAGGUGUGUGAGUCACAACUGGGCUUACUCCGGCCCAUGGUCCCUGUCUCCUUUGGCAUUCUGUCCAAGGGUGGCUAUAUGUCGCUAUUGCUGCCCACCUGGCAGAACAACUACGAAUUGGGCGAGGGAAUUGUGGUUGCAAGCAGCUCUAAGAAACGUGACAUUCCAGCCGAAUUGCUGCGUCAAGAACAGCUUACAGCCGUAUUCACCUCCCGUCUGCACUGGGAAUUGAGCACCACCCUUACCUCUAAUCACAUUUUGGCCUUGGUGGCCAUGUCCAAUACGUUGUUAUCAAUGAAUUCUGCCUCAUUUCUGCCCGACAGCGAGCGCAGUAAAAAGCUGUUGCGUCUAGCUCAACGUUCCGAGUCUCAAAUGGCCACCGAAGAGGAGCGUGAGGAACUGCUGGCCCAUCAUAUAUCACAAAUCAAACAGGGCUGGAGUCUGUUGUCGACACACCACUGCUUUUUGUUGCCGGACAAGAUUGAAGCAUUAGAACCAAAGAAAUUUAAACGACCUCAGGUUGAAAUGAUGGCGAAACGUUGGCAGCAUCACUGUAUUGAAAUUCGGGAGGCAGCUCAGCAGAUAUUACUGGGAGAGUUGAGACGCAUGGGCAAACGUGGGCGUAAGCAGCUGGUAGAGAGCUGGGCUCAAUAUCUGCCAAUGUAUACGCACACCGAACCCAUAGCUCAACAGGUGCACCACGCCAAUGGAGCCAACGGUCAUUCCAAUUCAUCGUUGGGCGGCAGUAUUGGCGGUAUUGGUGGCAUGGGUCACAAUGGAGAUGGGCUAGAUGGCGGCGAAGAUUACGAAGAGGAAGAGGAGGAGAUAAUACGCAAGCCAUCCAGUUUGUCGGAGCUGAAGCGUAAACAGACCACUGCUGUGAUAUUGUUGGGUGUGAUUGGAGCUGAGUUUGGUCAAGAUAUAAAUCAGGAUUCACCUGUACGUGGCACCAGUAUUAACACCACCGCGACUGCAGAGCGCAGAAAAUCAUCGGUGGUUGAAGGUUUUGGCAUUGCCAAUAAUUUGGCACGCCUCACAUCAAUGGCAUUGGCCCAUCUCCUAUAUGCCCCGCCCACACCCAAAUUGCCUCAAUACACUCCCCUCAGGAGGGCGGCUAUAGAUUUGCUGGGACGUGGUUUUACAGUUUGGGAACCGUACUUGGAUGUAAGCAAAGUAUUAUUGGGUCUGUUGGAAUUGUCGUGUGAUGGCAAAUCGGUACCAAAUCUAAAUUAUAAACUUCCUCUAACACCCCAGGCCGAUGCCUGUCGAACAGCCCGGCAUGCUUUGAGGCUGAUUGCCACAGCGCGACCGGCCGCUUUUAUAACAACCAUGGCCCGCGAAGUGGCCCGUUACAAUAGCAUGCAACAGAAUCCGCAAUCGAUAAGUGUGCCAUUGACCCAGUCGGUGCUGUACAAGGCCAAGGGAGAAAUACUGCAGUGCGUCGAGAUGUUGAUAGAUAAAAUGCAAGCCGAAAUUGCCAGCCUCCUGGUCGAGGUAAUGGACAUUACACUACACUGUUUAGAUAAUGCAGAACUAAAGACACGGGGACUGCCGGAUGUGUGCCCCGCCAUAUGCCGUUUCAAUCAGGUAUCACAUUGUACGCAGACACGACGAAUUGCUGUGGGUGCCAUCAAUGGCCACCUGGCCAUUUACGAGCUGCGACAAAACAAAUGUCAAAUGAUACCAGCCCAUACGCAUCCGAUAACCUCGUUGGCGUUUUCACCCGAUGGCAAGUAUUUGGUCUCAUAUUCAUGCAAUGAAAAUCGUUUAUCUUUCUGGCAAACGAGUACGGGUAUGUUUGGCCUGGGCCAAUCACAGACACGUUGCACCAAAGGCUAUUCGACGGCGCCAAUACCCGAUGUGUCACGUCUCAAUCCGAUGCGCCUGGCGAAAUUGGUGUGGAUCAAUAAUCGUACGGUGACGUUAAUGUUGGCCGAUGGUUCGGAGACACGUUUUAAUGUCUAAGCAGAAGCA
Molecule: messenger RNA, 4588 nt
Organism: Musca vetustissima
Lineage: Eukaryota; Metazoa; Arthropoda; Insecta; Diptera; Muscidae
Gene: Rbcn-3B
Product: WD repeat-containing protein 7
Exons: 2
Coding region: 74-4579 (1501 amino acids)
Cellular component (GO): cytoplasm
Molecular function (GO): protein binding
Source: RefSeq, a predicted model, not a curated record